Messenger RNA from Ylistrum balloti, 513 nucleotides. Its product is annotated as perlucin-like. The record is from RefSeq and is a predicted model, not a curated record. The transcript has 6 exons. NCBI's taxonomy places the organism in Eukaryota, Metazoa, Mollusca, Bivalvia, Pectinida, Pectinidae. Bases 1 to 513 code for a protein of 170 amino acids.
AUGAAGCUGUGCGUUUUUUUCCUUGCGUUAUGUGCCGGAUUACAAGGUUCGCGAGGAGCAUGUCCGAUAGACUUUCAGCAGUACGGCGAAAGUUGCUACAAAGUCUUCUUCGAACCUGUGUCAUGGAUAGACGCCAAGAAAUACUGCCAGGUUUUCGGUGGAGAUUUAGUGAAGAUUGAAACACAAGAGGAAGAAGCAAUGCUGGAUAAUGUACUGAAUGAUGUACAUACCAAUAAGAGUGCUAGGGUUGAAAACUACUGGAUAGAUGGGUCGGACGAAUUGUUUGAAGGGGAGUGGAGAUGGGUAGGAACACCUGGCUACUCACAAAUUAUCUCCGGCUACACUCACUGGGCACCAAACCAGCCUGACAACGACGACGGCACAGAAAACUGUAUGCAGAUCAGAUUCGAUUUCAAUCUCUACUGGAAUGACGAAGAGUGUACUGACAAGGAUAGUUUCAUUUGUGAGGCUGAGUAUUCUGAUGGUAUCAUUACCGGAGAAGUCAUUGGUUGA